Messenger RNA from Orycteropus afer afer, 320 nucleotides. Lineage: Eukaryota; Metazoa; Chordata; Mammalia; Tubulidentata; Orycteropodidae. The record is from RefSeq and is a predicted model, not a curated record.
AUCUCAAGGGACAACCACCUUUGAAGCAUGAGCUCCCAGCAGCAGAAGCAACCUUGCACCCCACCCCCUCAGGUUCAGCAGCACCAAGUGAAACAGCCUUGCCAGCCUCCACCCCAAGAACCCUGUGUCCCCAAAACCAAGGAGCCAUGCCACCCCAAGGUGCCUGAGCCUUGCCACCCCAAUGUGCCUGAGCCCUGCCACCCCAAUGUGCCUGAGCCCUGCCACCCCAAGGUACCAGAGCCCUGCCCCUCAACAGUUACUCCAGCACCAACCCAGCAGAAGACCAAGCAGAAGUAAAGGGGAGCACAGCCAUGCCCUGG